Molecule: messenger RNA, 4271 nt
Organism: Schistosoma bovis
Lineage: Eukaryota; Metazoa; Platyhelminthes; Trematoda; Strigeidida; Schistosomatidae
Source: the annotation of a GenBank genome assembly
GGUAUGAAGACGCGUAGUGCAGAAAUGGAAGCUCCAAAUAUUGCUGCGAUUGUUAAAGCUCGACAUCAUGCGCGUGUACUUUGCCCUUCGAGUGGACAUUUAGUUGGAAACACACCAAACCAGUUAAUUUCUCCUGGAAUAUAUGAAUCUGCUGAGAGCGGUUGUAAUGUAAACAACUUUUAUAGUGCAUCUGGAACAAGUGGUCAGACACUAUGCGAUGAUGUAAAGAUCUCAGUAGACGAUAAACCACACAAAACUCGUUCUGGUUAGUUUUUCGGUGGUUUGCUAACACUUCUUGCAUUUAGAAAAUGCUCCGAGAUUGUUACGCGGAACUUGGUCACCUGAUGAUAGACGUCUAUUUUUCCAGGCCGUGAGAAUGUACGGGCGUAACUUCAGUGAAAUCACACGUUUCAUUCGGUCUCGUGGACAUCGUACAUCAAUCGAUCACCAAACUGGGUCAUCAAGUGGCAAUAUUGAACUAACUUUGAAUAGUUUGCACUCUGGAAAUAAUUUUGUCUCUUCAAACAGUUUAUCAUCUGCCCUUAUCCCAUCUAAUUUAAGCGCUCCGUGCCCAAGCAACAUUACUCAACCUAGUGUUGGAAUGAGCACACCCUGUACCGGUAGUUCUGAUUUAAAUACACCUUGUGGUGGUCGGACUCGUGAACAAGUUCGUUUCUUUUAUCAACAAACUUGGCAUAAAGUACGUCGUUACACUAAAUUUCCCGAAGAGGUCCCACAACAUGUUAGGGAAGUUUAUGCAAUUGUCAAUUAUUCUGUGCUGCGUACACGCAUUAAGAAACCAUUGGACCACCGAUUGGGAGAAAAAUUAAACGAAUUGGUUCAUUGUGGUACCACUGUAAUCAAACACAAUGGGCGGCGUUUUUUGUUACGUACUCCUGUUUGUCCUGCUUUGAAGCAAUUGAAUAACAUCUCUGCACCUACACAUGAAUUCCUACUUCCUGAAGAUGUAUGGAUUGAAUUAGUUCCACGGACACAAACAGAUGCAUGGAGAGUAAUAGAGGCAGAGCAAAAUCCCCGUUUAAGACUACGCGUUGAUAUUAAUCGUCAACUUUCAGAUGUUAUUUUUCUAGUGGAAAACAAAUGGCAAUUGGCUGCUGAGCGUAUGAGAACACUUCUUGGCUUCCCAGCCGUCCACGAAUCCACAGUCCCAUCGGUUAUGCUCAACUUAUGCUAUAGUCAAGCUAUCGAUGGUGCCAUUCGCAUACAAGAAGUGGCGCGAAUUCGUUCAGGAGACAUUGGAUUACGUGCUUAUUUAGAUCGAAUGGAUACCAAACUCCAUAAAUCUAGGAUGCAGUCAAAUGUAUGCCCCACAGAAAAACAAGAUGCAGUUCAUGACGAUCCUGUGGAAUCUCAAGAUUUAGUUACUUCGAAUUCGACAACAAACUUAACAUCGUCAUCAUUGCGUACGUCAGAUCUCAGAAAUUCAGAAUCAAUUAAUGGCUUGUCAGUUACUACAUCAACGUCAAAUGCUGAGUUAGAUCUAAGAGAUCUUGGGAAACAAUUAUCAAUUGGUGUUACACGUGAGAUGGCACGUGAAAUUAAACUGGUAACUAUUUAUUUGUCUUUGGGUUGUCCAGACCGUAUACGUUUUGAAUAUCAAUUUUUCUGCACUAAAGAUAAAGGAUUACAGAAACAAUUGAAUUCAUCUUACUCCGACUUACUAAUUUGUCCACCAUUAGAUCCAGAUGGAGACGGUAUAAGUAAUGGUUUAAGGCGUCUUUUACAUUUGAAUGCCAGUGAUUAUUUACUUCAUCGUGAUUGGGUUUCUCGUCAUCCUAUUCGAAGCAACACGCCAGUCCCUACAUCUUUUCAUUCUUCUCAAGCUAUUCCUAGCGUUAACAUCUCAACAGUUGCUACAGUAGCGGCAACUCAAAGCUGCACAUCAACAUUAUUACCAAAAACAUUAACUGGAAGUCAUCUUUCACAGAUAUCCGAAUUACCUAUUAUGGUUACAGCUCAACAACCUUCAACAGUGACUACCAGUAUUUCAGUAAAGCAACCGACAGUUAUGAUGUAUUCUCAGCCAAAUACUAUACAGGUUCUUAUUAAUGGACAGCCAUCCAUUUUCCAACUGAAUUCCACCUUUUCAGCUUCAAAUCCAAUUAUUUCUUCAUUAUUAACAACAAAUAGUUUAAUGAAGCCUCCAAUAGCUUCAGUUCAAAGUCCAAAAUUAGUCUUAUUACAACAACCAGUUGGACAAAAAAUACAAGUUCCUAUUGUUGAACGACAAUUAGACCAUGAAAGACAAGUAACUUCAACUGUAGCAAUAAGUCAAGGACCAUAUAUCCCAUUACUACCGAAACAAUCAACUGUACCCAUUCAAGUCAGUGUAAAAACAUCGACACCAUUAACAGGCACUUUUGUAUCGUCUAGUUCUAUUCCUUCAAUGUCCACAUGUAUGAUUGAGAAUGAAAAUAAUUCACCUGUAACUUCAUCGUUAGAAUCGUUAAAGGCAUUUAAUGCACGACGUCGAACUAGUAUUAUAUCACAAGUCAACAAACGUUUAACUGAAAAUUCGAUUCUAACUAAAGAAUUACAAUCAAAACCAUCAACAAUUACAUCUAUUUCAAAUAAUUUACCUCCAUCAUACAAUACUUCAGCAAAUCCUUGUACGACUAAAUCUUCAGUUCAAUCACUUCAGGCAAUCGAUAAUCAAACUUUGACAACAAUCAAAGGUGAUGAAGCAUCUGUUAAUAAUAUACAUUCUAAAUCAAUAACACUUUCAACACCAUCAAAUUCUAAUAAUUUAUGGUCAUCCAUUAAUGUAUCGAAUAAUGAACCGAUGGUAACAACAUCAAUUGUUUUCAAUGAUCAGUUACCUCAAGUUCAUAGCAUAUCGAGCUUAUUAUCAUCUUCACCAAAUUUAUCAUCAUUACAAUCUAAUAAUGUAAUGUCUUUUAUUUCAUUAUCUAAAAAUUCUUCUAAUACAGAUGUUAAUAUGGAUGAUCUAUUGUUAGUCUCAACAGAGACAAAUCAAUGCUCUAUGUCAUCAUCAUCGUUCAGUAAUGAUACACUGGCAUCCCUGUUAAAUACAUUAUGUCCACGUUGUCCUUUAUCUUCUACUCAUGAUAAUCAAAAUAUAUUAACUGAAUCAUCUGCUCGACCUACUGAUAGUACUCUAUCUCCAUUAAAUGAAUUAUCAACGCCAGAUUUACAUAAAACAACAUUCUCUACACCUACAACUAAUGAUGUAAAUGUUUCACUUAAAAUAGAAGAGAAUGCUGAAAAAUCAUUUGACUUUAGAACAAUUGAUUCUGUUUGUAGUUAUCCACCAGUUUCUCCGUCAAUUGGUGAUAUUUCAUUUACUGAUUCAAUGGCUGCUGCUGUAAUGGAUGUGCACCAUAUGGAGUUAGAUCAUUCUGAUGGAGAGCAGAGUACCGAUGUUCACUCUGAACCGUUAAAUCUUAUAGCUUCAAAUCUUAUUAUUCAACCUGAUGUUUAUCCAAUAAGACCGUCAUAUGAAUCUCUUGUGGAACAUGAUGAUAUUAAAACUAGAGGUAUUAGUAGAUCUGAAUAUAAUUGCAUAACAAAUGUUGAAGUAUUCCUUCGAAUGAAUACACCACAAUCCAGAAGAAAUUCAGUUGGUCUCAAUUCAACGUUGCAAAUUCCGACUACUUCAUCUAGUUGAGAAACUUAUCAACAAGCGACAGCGAAAUUGUUUUGCCAAACAACUUUUUGCAUUUUAAGGUCGUAUGGCGGCAUUUAAAAAAUAGUCGCUAAAUACAUAUUAUGAAUGUUGAACAAUUACCCGUUAAUUAGCUGAUCAAUGUGAAUACUGACAUGAACCACCGAUUUUAUGUACAAUAAUGAUAUUUUGAAUGGUUGAAAUUUCCAAUAUAUUGUUCUUUUUAAGUGUCUACGUUAUCAUAUGCAUUGACAAUAUUUCUGCAAUCCCAUUUGAAACGCAAAUGUAUAGAACAAGGCUUGGAAGCUUCAUUGUAAUAUUAGUUACAAAAUUAUUCGUCACUUACAUUGGAGCUUGUAAACUUAUUAGGUCUACAAUAAACAAUAGUUUUGUCAGCACCUAUUAUGUCUUAAGAUGGAAUUUAAAAUAAGUAGUUUAGUUUGCGUGCAAGAGUGAGGUUGCACGACUGGUACCCACCUAAAUAGACACAUUAUUCAGAUUUUAAACGGACGCCUCAGUAAAUGCAAUCCGAUGCAUGUAUCUUCUUGUCAGAUCAUACCAAGACAUUCGUAACAGUGCACGGAGAAAAAAAAAGAAAAUCUUUAGUAAUUAAUAUUUUUAUGAA